GGACCGUAGCGCCAUAUGUCAACAAACACAGAACAGAUAUUGUGAAGGUAUUUGGAUCCAUUUUCUUGUGUAAUCUGAAGAGUUGCUGAUAUUUUUGUUCCGGAUGGAGAUAUUCGGAAGCACAUUUGAUGACUCUGUGUUUUCGGAGCCCAGAGGUCGAGUUUGUGAGUCUCUGUCGUCUUUUACCGCCAAACUGUGUGAACCAGAGUGGUUCUAUGAGAGCACCGCUUUAGAUUCAGAGGAUUCUUUGGAGAAACAGAAAGUGUUUAAGUUCAGAGGUGACUUGGCGCUGAGACGAGGGAACUAUCAGAGAGCUUUGGAGGCGUACAGAAGCUGCCUGCAGUGGAUCCCAGACAACAACCUGAGCAUCAGGAGAGAUGUUCUGGAGGGAAUGGCCCGAUGCUGCACCAAACUGGGACAGAAGGAGAAAGCCUUGGACUUGACUGAAUUACUGAGCAAAGAAGCCUCCAACACCUGUCACCUGGCCAGCCUCCUGCUGCUGAAGGUCAGCAUCUGUCAGCAUUUUGGAGCCGUGAGGUCAGAGAUGUCAUGUCUGCAGCAGCUGUGCAGCCUGCUGCCCUUUAACCCCUGGCACUGGUUCAGUCUGGGACAGAUGUGUUUACAGCAGCUGGACAGCCACACAAGCACAGAACCAGCAGGAGAGCCUGAGGAGGAGCAGGAGGAGGCAGCAGAGCUCAGGGAGGAUCAGAUGUGGCUCAAAGCUUGUAUCUGUUUCAUCAGGACGAGACUCCUGCUGAGAGUCCUUCAGCAGCAGCAGUCCUCCUUCGUGCUGCAGCGCAGUGAAAAGGCCCUGCACACGACAGACGAGGCCUUACAGCACCUGAAUCCUACACAAGCUACACUGCAGACGCUCACUCAGGUGAUGUCAGAGGACCUGGUCCCAGAGAAGAUGAAGGAAGACUUCCAGGACGGGGAAAGUCUGCUCAGUGUGUCGCCGCAGAGCUUCAGAGAGCGCUGGUGGAACAAGGUCUUACUGACUGGGGUGUUUGAGAUGCGCCAGCUCCAGGAAACGUCCUAAUGCUCCGAGACUGAAUGUUUGCAGAGAAGACAGCAAAGAGU
Molecule: messenger RNA, 1080 nt
Organism: Nematolebias whitei (Rio pearlfish)
Lineage: Eukaryota; Metazoa; Chordata; Actinopteri; Cyprinodontiformes; Rivulidae
Gene: c5h8orf76
Exons: 8
Coding region: 104-1039 (311 amino acids)
Molecular function (GO): protein binding
Source: RefSeq, a predicted model, not a curated record